AAUCUCACCAAGUGAAAAAGGGAAAGCAAGUGAGAAAGAGGAAGGGAGGCUGAGACGGUUAGAGAAACUUCUGUCAGGGAAUAGGCGUAUAAAUGCGUCGUAUAUAUUAGUUAUAAUAUAUAUUAAGUACAUACAGUAUUUUAUUUUAGUAUUUAUUUUUUUAGUCUGAAAAUAAAAGGAAAUGGCGCAGCCGGAUCAGAAAAAGUUUUUUGAAAACCUCUCCGGAGCAGGGAAAGCCAUAGCGGUGCUGACAAGUGGAGGAGAUGCGCAAGGUAUGAAUGCUGCUGUUCGAGCUGUUGUGCGUGUGGGAAUCUAUGUUGGAGCAAAAGUAUAUUUUAUUCACGAGGGAUACCAGGGUUUGGUGGACGGUGGGGAAAACAUUGAAGAGGCCAAAUGGGAAAGUGUCUCAAGCAUGCUACAAGUGGGCGGGACUGUCAUUGGGAGUGCCCGCUGUAAGGAAUUCCGUACCCAUGAGGGGCGCCGUGCGGCUGCCCUAAACUUGGUGCUGCGUGGGAUCACAAACCUGUGUGUGAUUGGAGGAGAUGGAAGUUUAACUGGAGCAAACCUUUUCCGUGAGGAGUGGAGCGGACUGCUUGACGAGCUUGUUCAACAAGGAAAAAUUGACAAAGAAUCUGCUGAGAAAUACUCCCACCUGAACAUUGUGGGGAUGGUAGGAUCUAUCGACAAUGACUUCUGUGGCACCGAUAUGACUAUUGGUACAGACUCUGCCCUGCAUCGAAUCAUUGAAGUUGUGGAUGCAAUCGUGACUACUGCACAAAGUCACCAAAGGACAUUUGUUUUGGAGGUCAUGGGAAGACACUGCGGAUACCUGGCUCUAGUGAGCGCCUUAGCCUGUGGAGCAGACUGGAUGUUCAUCCCUGAAAUGCCCCCAGCAGAUGGGUGGGAGGAGCAGAUGUGCACCAAACUCUCGGAGAAUCGUGCACGAAAAAAAAGGCUGAAUAUCAUUAUUAUAUCGGAAGGGGCGAUUGAUACUUCCAACAAACCUAUUACCUCAGAACACAUAAAGGAUCUUGUUGUUAAAUGUUUGGGAUUCGACACACGAGUGACAAUACUGGGCCACGUCCAGAGAGGAGGAACCCCAUCUGCUUUUGACAGAAUACUGGCCAGUAGGAUGGGCGUGGAGGCUGUACUUGCCCUGCUGGAAGCAUCAGCUGACACUCCAGCAUGCGUUGUUUCUCUCUGCGGAAACCAAGCCGUCCGACUACCCCUAAUGGAGUGUGUACAGAUGACUCAAGAAGUGCAGAAAGCCAUGGAUGAAAGGAAGUUUGAGGAAGCUGUGCGGCUACGUGGGAGGAGUUUUGAGAACAAUUUAAACACUUACAAGCUAUUGGCACACCGGAAACCACAAUCAGAACUUCCAAUUAGUAGCUUUAAUGUGGCUGUCUUGAACGUGGGAGCCCCAGCUGCGGGCAUGAAUGCUGCAGUCCGCUCAGCUGUGAGGGUGGGCAUCACUGAGGGGCACAAGAUAUUUGCUGUGAAUGACGGGUUUGAAGGAUUCGCUAAGGGGCAGAUUAAGGAGAUCAAGUGGGGGGAUGUUGGUGGCUGGACUGGCCAAGGUGGUUCCCUUUUAGGCACAAAACGAACUCUUCCAGCAAAGCACCUGGAGAAAAUCGCAGAGCAAAUGAAAGCAAAUCAAAUAAAUGCAUUGCUGGUGAUUGGUGGAUUUGAGGCCUACCUGGGACUCGUGGAAUUGUUAGCUGCACGUGGGAAAUAUGACGAGUUCUGUGUCCCCAUCGUUAUGGUUCCUGCUACUGUCUCCAACAAUGUACCGGGUUCAGAUUUCAGCAUUGGUGCAGAUACAGCUCUGAACGCUAUUACUGAUGCAUUUGAGUGUUUGCUGCAAUUAACUGAGGCACGUUCCCGCUAUGAGGAGUUUUGCAUCCCUAUGUGUGUGCUGCCUGCUACCAUUAGUAACAAUGUGCCAGGCACUGAUUUAACUAUUGGUGCUGACACUUCAGUCAAUGCCAUUGUGCAGACCUGUGACCGCAUCAAGCAGUCAGCCAGUGGGACGAAGCGUCGUGUGUUUAUCAUUGAGACAAUGGGCGGAUACUGUGGUUACCUGGCCAGUGUGGGGGGUCUGGCUGCAGGGGCUGAUGCAGCCUAUAUAUUUGAAGAGCCCUUUGAUAUUCGAGACCUUCAGGCAAAUGUGGAGCACUUGACAGCGAAGAUGAAAACAAGCAUCCAGCGAGGUUUGGUGCUCAGAAACGAGAAUUCCAAUGAGAACUACACAACUGACUUCAUCUAUCAGCUCUAUUCUGAGGAAGGGAAGGGUGUGUUUGACUGCAGGAAGAAUGUUCUUGGUCACAUGCAGCAGGGCGGUGCACCUUCUCCAUUUGACAGAAACUUUGGAACAAAGAUAGCAGCUAAAGCUAUGCUAUGGAUUUCUCGGAAACUCAAAGAGACCUACAGAAAAGGAAAAGUUUUCGCUAAUACUGAUGAUACGGCUUGUCUGUUGGGAAUGCGCCGUCGUGCUCUUGUCUUCCAACCAGUUGUCGAGCUCAAGAAUGAGACAGAUUUUGUUCACAGAAUUCCAAAAGAGCAGUGGUGGCUGAAACUCCGCCCACUGAUGAAGAUCCUGGCGAAGUACAAGACCAGCUUGGAUGUCUCGGAGUCUGGUCAGCUGGAACAUGUGGUACGCCAUCGUCGGCCAAUAGAGUCUGAAGGUGUACCUGCCUAAAUGGAUGGACCACAAGCAUUUACUUUAGAUCUCUUUUAGCAUCAACUUUGCAAGAGCGUUAAAAAAAACUAAAUAGCUUUUAACGGUUAAUGUACCAGCACUUUAUCCUCCUCAGACUCAAGGGUCCCGGUAAUUCUUUUUUAUUUAUUUUUUUUAAUAAAUGAUAUUUUCUUGACCUUAAGCUGUAUGUGAGUUUAAAGAUAAGGGUCACUAAAUUUCUACAUUCAUUUUUUGGGGCCAGACAUCCCUUUAAAUCAGGGGUAGGUAACCUUGGCUCUUCCAAUCUAUUCCACUGCAGAACUUUGUUCCAACCAGACCCUAAUUAUUUAAUUGACCCUGUUGGAGGUAGUACUGUAGUGAGAUGGAUUGAAACAGCCAAGGUUGCCUACCCAUGAUUUAAAGUGAUAAGCUGGUCAUACUUUAGUGCCGGGCUACUCAACCCUGGUCCCAAUAAGCACUUAAUUGGUCCAAUUAAGUAAUUUAGGUUACAGUAGAAACAAAAACCAUGAGGGGCAGAGUCCCCCCAGGACCAGGGUUGAGUAGCCCUGCUUUAGUGUUUCCAAAGAUUAACAAAAAAACUGUUUAAUACAAUAUAAACCACACUAGGAGGUUCUGUAAAGGCUGCAUUUAAAUGCAUUUUAGGUUCCAGCACCUAAAAACCUAGUUUAUGAUUUAUACUGAAAAUUCAAACAUCCACUUAAAUUGAUACAGGGACUGAGGAGGAUAUGGGAUACAAAGGUUCCAGUUUUCAUUUUAUUCUCUAUCCUGUUAUAAAACAAAUGUAGACAUACCAGGAACUAGUUUGAUAAACUUUCAUUUACAAGAUGUUCUUCACUGCUUGCCAGUGCAGAAAAGCACUUGCUUUAUUCCACUUGUGUCAUUUUGAAUAUCCAUGUAAUUGCACUUUGUACCAGAUGUUAGUUUGUGUGAUGUAUUAGUGACACCAGUACAAUAAUACAGCUGCAAACUUGUUUAAAAUCUUGUGUUGAGUGUGUAUGUGUUCCAUUUUCUACGUAUCGUGCAAUAGUAUUUAAUUAGAAUGCGUUUAAUAUUGCUACCUUAAGGAAAUGGUCCAGAUUCAUCUAGAUACUGAUACCAAAGUUGAAUUUGUGGUAAAUUGAUUUUGUCACAAUGUACAAGGUCAUACAGUAUAAUGAUCCACUUGUAGAAACUUUCCCAAGGUCACACCUCUUAUUAAUACAGUAAUCCGUCGCGUGUCUGCCCGUCAGAGGUUUUGUACACUGUGUUGUAUGUGCUCCGUGCGCAACCAUUGCUGGAAGUGUCACGUGAGCUGUUCAGUGUGUUGACUUGAUAUGUAAAUAAAUCCUGUUGUCCUGCGGUGGGUGUAUCAACUUCCGUCUCGCUCUCCUGCCUGUCACUCAGCAGCGAGCACACGCGUCCACACGGCAGACGGCUACUCUGUCACAAGCAUUAAUACCGUUCAUCUUUCUAAACAAGGGAUUUAGGGGAGUUCCCUUAUAAAAGCUAAAACUCAAAACAAAAUUGUGUGAAUAUAAUGUACCGCUGUCCCUUUUCUUUGAAUAAAGUCACUGACAAGGUGA
Acipenser ruthenus (sterlet) is the source of this 4260-nucleotide messenger RNA. RefSeq names its product ATP-dependent 6-phosphofructokinase, platelet type-like. The transcript is spliced from 23 exons. The record is from RefSeq and is a predicted model, not a curated record. The coding region runs from base 182 to 2698 and encodes 838 amino acids. Gene Ontology annotation, molecular function: monosaccharide binding; fructose-6-phosphate binding; identical protein binding. Gene Ontology annotation, cellular component: 6-phosphofructokinase complex; membrane; cytoplasm. Gene Ontology annotation, biological process: canonical glycolysis; fructose 1,6-bisphosphate metabolic process; fructose 6-phosphate metabolic process. NCBI's taxonomy places the organism in Eukaryota, Metazoa, Chordata, Actinopteri, Acipenseriformes, Acipenseridae.